GGGAUAGCAGGCACUGGAGGUCAGAGAAACUCCAAAAUGUCGGUAGCUGGCCUGACGUCCUUGAGUCGCUGCGGUGUUUUGGCUCUCCGCUCCCCCGCCGGACUGACGGGGGUGCGGUAUGUCCAAACAGCAGCAGCUCCUGCAGCGGAACCGAGAAUAAAGAAGUUCCAGGUGUACAGAUGGGACCCAGACACGGCAGGGGACAAACCCCGAAUGCAGACCUACGAGAUUGACCUCAACACUUGCGGCCCGAUGGUUCUUGAUGCCCUGAUCAAAAUAAAAAAUGAAAUGGACUCCACUCUGACCUUUCGCCGCUCUUGCAGAGAAGGUAUCUGUGGAUCCUGUGCAAUGAACAUUAAUGGAGGAAACACACUCGCCUGUCUCAACAAGAUCGACACCAACAUUAGCAAGCCAACGAAGAUUUACCCUCUGCCACACAUGUAUGUGGUCAAAGACCUUGUACCUGACAUGAGUAACUUCUACGCACAGUACAAGUCUAUUGAACCCUACUUGAAGAAGAAGGAUGAGUCUAUGGAAGGAAAGGAGCAGUACCUGCAGACUGUGGAGGACAGACAAAAACUGGAUGGGCUGUAUGAAUGCAUCCUGUGCGCCUGCUGCAGCACAAGCUGCCCCAGCUACUGGUGGAAUGGAGACAAAUAUCUCGGGCCUGCUGUGCUGAUGCAGGCAUACCGCUGGAUGAUUGACUCAAGAGAUGAGUUUACAGAAGAGCGUCUGUCCAAGCUACAGGAUCCUUUCUCCCUCUACCGCUGCCACACUAUAAUGAACUGCACCAAGACUUGCCCCAAGGGUCUGAACCCAGGCAAAGCGAUAGCAGAGAUCAAGAAAAUGAUGGCCACGUACAAGGAGAAGAAGGCCGCUGCCAUCUGAAUCCAUGUUGUCCACUUCUACAACUUUUCCAUCCAUGACAAAUUAUAUAUUGAUGAAAUAUUGCUUAUGAUGGUCUAAAUGACCAGUACACCUUACAACAACAACAACAACACCACCACCACACACGUAUUAAUGUGUGUGUGUGUGUGUGUGUGGUUGGAGGACUUGGUGUUAUACAAACGCACAUUAUAAAGUAUGAAUGCAGGAGAGUGUGUGUGUGUCUGAGUCUGACAUUUACCAUAAGAGAGGUAUUUAUCUCCAACUCCACUGUGUGUCUGUUUAUGCAGUAGGGAGACUUGAUGCUGCAUAUUUAAGUAAAAACAAGGUGUUUUCAUGUGUAAACUUUUCUUACUUUUCAAAGUAGCCGCCAGUUCUUGGACAUAAAGUUUAUAUUUUUCCUCAAGCCAACAACAGACUGUUUGAAUGCAAAAAUAAAUAGUGAAAAUGCUUACAACUGUC
Molecule: messenger RNA, 1347 nt
Organism: Labrus bergylta (ballan wrasse)
Lineage: Eukaryota; Metazoa; Chordata; Actinopteri; Labriformes; Labridae
Gene: sdhb
Product: succinate dehydrogenase complex, subunit B, iron sulfur (Ip)
Biological process (GO): aerobic respiration; respiratory electron transport chain; tricarboxylic acid cycle
Cellular component (GO): mitochondrial membrane
Molecular function (GO): electron transfer activity; 2 iron, 2 sulfur cluster binding
Source: RefSeq, a predicted model, not a curated record